AUGGGAAAUAGUGUAUCUGGCCAAUUCAACAACCGGCCCGGAGGGGCUCUCGAUAGCUAUGUGAGUGAGCUCGGACCUGACAUUGUUUACGAGAAGAGUGUAGGUUCGGCGCGAUUCUUGAAAACCGUUCGAGGGCGUCAUAGAAAUGGACCGCUUGUCAUCAAGGUAUUCAUCAAACCCAGCGCGGAUUUAACGCUUCGUGACCACAAGGCAAGGCUGAGAAGCUUUAGGGACAAACUGGCCGAUAUACCAAACGUUUAUACCUAUCAAGCGUUUGUUGAAUCGGAUAAAGCUGGCUAUGUGAUAAGGCAAUGGCUUGCCAGCAAUCUCACUCGGCCAUUCCUGAGCCCAAUAGAGAAGAAAUGGAUUGCAUUUCAACUCCUGUGUGGAAUGAAAGACGCUCAUGCACGAGGGGCUCCCCAUGGAGAUAUCAAAUCCGAAAACGUACUGGUUACCUCUUAUAAUUGGAUUUAUAUCACCGAUUUCGCGUCUAGCAAGCCCACAUACCUUCCCGAGGAUGAUCCCUCGGAUUUUGCCCUAUUUUUCGACUCCUCUGGGCGUCGUACAUGCUAUAUUGCCCCCGAGCGUUUUUACGCAGCAGGAUCUGACAUUUCAAUUGAAAAAGCAGAAAGAGAACGUCAGAUUCAGCGGGAUUUUGAUGUCACGGAGGCAAUGGACGUCUUUAGUAUGGGCUGCGUGAUCGCUGAGCUAUUCACUGAGGGAACGCCUACAUUCACUCUGGCCCAGCUCUAUAAAUAUCGAGACAAGGAAAUCAAUGCUGAAACUCAUUUGGCUGGACUGGAAGACCCUGGAGUAAAGGCGCUUGUGCUGAGUAUGAUCGCGCUUGACCCUGAAGCUCGGCCAAGUUUCGCAAUUGCUUUAGAGACAUACCGUGGAAGCGUAUUUCCAGAAUCUUUCUACUCGUUUUUACACGAAUACGUGGCUGGAGUAAACGAAAUAUCUAGCCCCUCCGUUUUUGACGCCAAGCCAUUGCAUACCCCUAAUGCGCCAGAAAUGCACACCUCGCCCCCUGGUUUAGGGGCGACUCCCACUGUGCCAACGACGACUGGAGUAGAAACUACCUCAUAUGAAAGCGCACUCCCAAAUGAGUCAGACUCCCGCAUCGACCAGUUAUGGAACGAAUUCGCAAUGUUGGAGCCCCAUUUAAUUGCGGAGAGGACCAACGAAGAGUCCGAGAAGCGGCCAGAUAAGGUCGUCUCUCGAACUCGUACUACGCCCUUCCGGGAUAUGUUUCCCGUCGAGUUAAGCAUCCCUAAACGAGUUAGCCGAUUACAAGGAGAUUUACUGGCUAAUCAACGCGCAGCGCAUUCUAACCCCCUUCUAGAUGGACCUGCCCUCAUUGUCCUUUCACUUGUUUGCUCAAACAUUAGGAACUGCGUCAUCCCGAGUUCGAAACUACGUGGUCUUGAUUUGUUGCUGGCUCUUGCAGUUCAUUUAACAGAUGAGGCGAAACUAGAUAGGCUGAUCCCUUAUGUUAUUGACCUGUUACACGACGAAGCCGCGGUGGUACGCUCGGCUGCUAUUAGAACUAUGACUCAAGUGUUAAUGCUAGUCACAGUGAUCACACCCUCCAACACAUCUAUCUUCCCGGAAUAUAUCUUCCCCAAUAUCCGACACUUAGCUGUGGACUCAGAGGAAUCUGUCCGAUGCACAUUCGCGCAAUGUAUUGCUCCUCUCGCUGAUGCAGCGUCAAGGUAUUUGGAGCUUGGUCAAGCCCUCAAGGCACAUGGAACAUUCAAGCUUAGCGAUAUCCAAGAUACCGAUGAAACGGCCUUUGAGAUGCCUUAUGAGGCCAGUCUGCAAGACCUUCACUCGGCGGUACAAGACGUGCUCACGACCGCGUUGGUCGACUCUGCGAGUACAGUCAAACGAGCUGUUCUGCACAACAUUUCUUCGCUCUGUGUCUUUUUUGGUCGCCAAAAAACUAACGAUGUACUCUUGAGCCAUAUGAUCACCUACUUAAAUGGCCGAGAUUGGUUAUUGCGCUACGCGUUCUUUGAUAGCAUAGUUGGAGUUGCCGCGUGUGUUGGUGCUCGUAGUUUGGAGGAAUAUAUCCUUCCAUUGAUGAUUCAGGCCCUUUCGGAUGUGGAAGAAACUGUGGUAUACAAAGUACUUUCGUCGCUUACGAGCCUUUCAGAAUUGGGACUAUUCCAGAAGAUGCGUAUCUGGGAACUGCUUAGUGCUACUGUUCCGUUCCUCUAUCACCCGAGCAUAUGGGUCAGGCAAGGUGCUAUUGCAUUCAUUGCCUCUUCAACAAAGCUUCUGCCGCCCACUGAUGUUUGGUGCAUAUUGUAUCCGGGACUUCGCCAAGCACUGCGAGCAGAUGUCAGGGCAAUCACCGAGCAGAGUCUCCUGAGCACUCUGAAACCUUCUCUCUCGCGGCAGAUAUUUGAGGCUGCGAUUAGCUGGGCCAUCAAAAGUGAUAAGAGCGCAUUUUGGCGAGGCCAAACCUCUAAACUCAAAUCUAAUAAAGAAUCUCCAAAAGAUCUUGUAUCAAAUAUGAGGAAUUCUGCCGUAUUGCCUCGUCCUGGAUCGAAGGGUGACGAAGACGAAGCUCAGAUCGUGAAACUUCAGCAGUUAGGGAUGACUUCGAUUGAAGAAGCGAAGCUUGUCGCCCUAAGAGAUUACAUUCUCAAGUUGGCCAAUACAAUUAAGAGCUUUACUGCCCGUGAUAAGGAUGAGAGCGAAGUGGUUAACGUCCUUCACGGACCUGUCGCCGAAUUGCAGAAGCUUGGUGUGGUGCCUCAAACAGUUUUUGUUGGAACUCGAGCAACUAUAAGCGAAACGCCAUCGGUCUACGCACCUAUCGGUACUCCGGGUCGAAAGUCAACACUAGAUGUGACCCCGAGGCCCCAUCACCCUUUAUCCCCUCGAGGCAUCCAUCGGGCAGGGACAGAUACCAGCUCACGGUCGGGUAGCCCGUUUGCGAUUGAUGAUUUAAGGCGGCACUUGGGGCAAAUUGAGGGAUCGCCCCAUGGCCUAGCAGUCCCUGGACGUAUAAUUGGACGAAAGGAUUCGCAUUCGUCACUUGCGAGCGGAAGUGGCAUUCAUUCACCGGUAGCUACGGACCCAGCAUCUGAUACUCCCACUCUCGACUUUGCUCCUUCAAGCCCAUCAGAAUCCGUCUCUGUUCUAUCUGGCGCGCAAGACAAUGAUAUGCGCCGCAGGCAUUUGAGACAGCUCGUACAAGAUGGGCGAGGGACUGCACCCGCCAGCAUCGUAUCGACCAGGACUGUGGCUACGGGAACAUUGGAGGCGCCAUUAAAAUCAAGCGACAUCUCCGCGUCUGGGCGAACCUCUCCUGCAUCAACUGUCCGUGGCGAACAGCGCCCUAAAUUGCGCUCCGCUGGGCCAUCCGGACUCGCAUUUGAGAGUCAAGGGACCAACGUAAGCAAUUUGCUUGAACAAAUGCAGAUGGACACUAUUCGCGAAGGUAUACAAGACUUCGGACCCAAAGUUUCAUCAGUGCCCAUUCGACGCCGCAACGUACCCAGGGGGACGCAAGCUUCAAGGGAGAAUGGAUCUCGCAGGGCUGAUGCUUUAUUGAUCUCGCACAUGAACGCUCACGACAGUCGUGUCAACGGCAUUGCGGUGUCUCCCGACCAUGUAUUCUUUAUUUCAUGCUCGGAAGAUCGCACAGUCAAGGUCUGGGACACAGCGCGGUUGGAGCGAAAUGUCACAACCAAGCCACGACAUGUCUAUACCCAACAUCAUGCACCCGUGACCGCCGGAGGGGAUGGGAGUCUCCACGUUGUGAGAGUUCAUGUGAGUGCAUCCAGCUCGCUGCCUAAGUAUGGCAAACUUCAAAGCGUGCGAGAACACCGCUGCGAUCAAUUUGGGGAGUACGUGACUUGGAUGGCAUAUUUCAAUGUCGAUGGCAGCCCAGCGUUACUCUAUACAACCAAUCUGUCGUCGAUCGUGGCUCUAGAUCUUAGAACUAUGAGAGUUCUUCGAGUCUUAGAGAGCCCUCGGCACUUUGGGCCUAUCACUUGCGCAUGUCUCGACAAAAGGCAGAGCUGGCUUGUCACCGGGACUACUUCGGGCGUCUUGACCCUUUGGGACCUCCGGUUUGGCUUACUCCUUCGGAGUUGGACAACAUCCAAUGCUGCAGACGGCAUGGCGGUCGAAACCACUAACACCAAUGCUCCGCGAACAGCUUCAGAACGGCUCAAAGGAACGGUCACCCUAGAAGUUUGGGACAUAGAGAAGGCGACUCUGGAGGAAACAUUUUCGAUUGCCGACACACAUGACACCUCUGGACAAAACAGCCAGCCACCCGAACCCUGCACACCUACCAAGGAAGGGCGUUCGGCUUCAACCGAUGCGGCUUCCGCUAUUGCCGAGUUAAUUCGCUCUCGACGUACCCGAGAGAAGGCGCAGGAAAGGACCAAAGAAGAGCCUGAUUCGCUGCCCGCUGAUAUUGUUGUGGAUCCAGACGCCCCAGUACAUGCAUGGAUGCGACCUGACGUGCGCGCUCUGUUGGCACUGCCUGACAACAACUCGCUCGCUCAAGCCUCGCUUGGUAGUAGGAAGGAAUUAGAGUCGUCCACCACUACAAUCAAGGAUAAAACUCGUGGUGGGAUGCUACUAAUUGGCACCGAAGCGCGGCGAAUUCACUUGUGGGACUUGUCCAAACUCGAAAAGUCAGUUGUUUUAAGCGGCCUGGAUGCCGAACAAGGGCCACCAUUCUACCACACUCAUACACCUGAACCUCAAGGUGUGGUAACCCAUACUGUAACUUUCCCUCAUCCAAGUGCUGCACCUGCACAAAAUCGUGGUCAAUCAAGAAGCACCCUCACAGCACAACAUCAUCAAACUGUGAUGAAAGGACAUACCGACGCGAUAACCGCCUUGGCAUGCGUAGAUUUGCCUUUCAAGGGAGGUAUAGUUAGCGGAGACGCUUCAGGCGCACUGAAGGUCUUUAAGAUGGAAUAG
Messenger RNA from Rhizoctonia solani, 4956 nucleotides. Its product is annotated as other/VPS15 protein kinase. The transcript has 20 exons. Gene Ontology annotation, cellular component: phosphatidylinositol 3-kinase complex, class III, type II; phosphatidylinositol 3-kinase complex, class III, type I; late endosome. Lineage: Eukaryota; Fungi; Basidiomycota; Agaricomycetes; Cantharellales; Ceratobasidiaceae. Gene Ontology annotation, biological process: late endosome to vacuole transport; macroautophagy; protein phosphorylation. The record is from RefSeq and is a predicted model, not a curated record. Bases 1 to 4956 code for a protein of 1651 amino acids. Gene Ontology annotation, molecular function: ATP binding; protein serine/threonine kinase activity; protein binding.